AGGAAAUCUCUCCGGACUUCCCGCUCAUGAGGACCCCGGUAACCGCAGAGGACGCACGGAGCAGGACCGAAAGGCAGCACCGCCGGGGCUCAGGAGUCAGGUGCGGCUGGAUGGGAGUCUGACUAGGCAUUUUCUCCCCGGUGACAGAGAGACAAUCUCAGCGGCGCAUCUUCUCAGAUCCUCCUCCCCUCUCUCCUCCUCCUCCUCCUCCUCCUCUCCUCCUCUGCUGCCCUCCACGGCUGCAGCCCACCGACCAUGGCCCUGGUGACUCUGCAGCGCUCUCCCACCCCGAGCGCAGCAUCCUCGGCCAGCACGACCAACAGCAGUGCGGGGGAGGAUUUUGGAAGCGACGAUGACCGGAAAAAUAACCAGAGCCUCAGUGAGAGUUUCUUCAUGGUCAAAGGAGCCGCCCUCUUCCUCCAGCAGGGCGGCAGCGCACAAGGACCAAAGACCCCGACCCACCAUAAACAUGCAGGUGAUUUACCUCAACACCUGCAGGUCAUGUUUAAGAUCCUCCGGUCUGAAGAUCGCAUUAAACUGGCUGUACGGUUAGAAAGUGGAUGGUCGGACCGGGUGCGCUACAUGGUUGUCAUCUACACCAGCGGCCAUCAGGAUACAGAGGAAAAUAUCGUCCUGGGAAUGGACUUUACAGACAAGGACAGUAAAAAUUGCUCUAUUGGGAUGGUGCUGCCACUGUGGAGUGACACCAACAUUCAUUUAGACGGAGAUGGAGGCUUCAGCGUGAACACAGCUGGGCGGUCACAUGUCUUCAAGCCUGUAUCUGUGCAGGCCAUGUGGUCUGCCCUGCAGGUUCUCCACAAAGCAUGCGAGGUGUCACGCCGGUUCAACUACUUCCCAGGGGGGAUUGCUCUCACAUGGAUGGCCUUCUAUGAGAGCUGCAUCACCUCAGAGCAAAGCUGCAUCAAUGAGUGGAACGCUAUGACCGACCUGGAGACCACCCGGCCCGAUUCACCCACCAUGUUUGUCGACCGGCCAACUGAGCGAGAGAGGACAGAGUGUCUCAUUAAAGCCAAGCUACGCAACAUCAUGAUGUUUCAAGACCUGGAGAACAUCACGUCGAAGGAGAUCCGUAACGAGCUGGAGCAGCAUAUGAGCUGUAACCUCAAAGAGUACAAGGAGUUCAUAGACAACGAGAUGCUUUUGAUCCUGGGACAGAUGGACAAGGCCACGCUUAUCUUUGACCAUGUGUACUUGGGCUCUGAGUGGAACGCGUCCAACCUGGAAGAACUACGUGAAUGCGGAGUGGGUUACAUCCUGAAUGUUACCAGAGAGAUUGACAACUUCUUCCCAGGGAUGUUCUCUUAUCACAAUGUCCGCGUGUACGACGAGGAUGCCACCGACCUGCUGGCCCACUGGAACGAAACCUACAACUUUAUUAUCAAAGCCAAGAAGAACAAUUCCAAGUGCCUGGUGCACUGUAAGAUGGGGGUGAGCCGGUCUGCCUCGACAGUUAUUGCCUAUGCAAUGAAAGAAUACAGCUGGUCUCUGGAGAAAGCCUACAACUUUGUCAAGCAGAAACGGGGUAUAGCUCAACCAAACGCUGGUUUCAUGAGACAGCUGGCAGAGUAUGAGGGAAUCCUGGACGCCAGCAAACAGCGUCACAACAAGCUAUGGAGGCCUGAAACGGAUGAAGAGGGAUCAGAUGAUUUGCAAGCCUCUGGCCACUGUACUGGUGGGGAGGAGACACCAGUGCUCAGAGAGGAAGAAGCCUGGGGAGGCUGUGGGGCAUCCCCCUGCAGGGGUAUGGGUCUGGAGAUGGAGCCUCUUGACUCACUUAACUAUAAUUACUACUUCAGGCGUUUGUCAGACUCUGCACUAGACAGUGAGCCUUCCACGCCAGUGCGGGGCCCCCCUCUGCUGGGUAUGGAAAGAGUUUUCAUUGAGAUUGAAGACGUGGAGAGAGAUGCCCUGUUGGAGGACGAGGGUUUCCCCAUGGCCCAUUUAGCCCUGCCUGGCGAGGGCACGGCAGCUCAGACGUGCGGGCGCCUCGACCCCCUGGAGGACAUGAGACUGAGACUUGAGUUCAGUACUUUGGAGGAAGAGGACGAGGAAGAGGCAAAGAAAGAGGAAGCUGAGAUGGCGGCCUUGGCUCAAACACCUGGAUACUCGGAUGGGAAGAGGGCAGGGGAGGAUGCUGAGAGGACGGAGGAAAGCCGAUUAGGCCUAGCCAACCUGAACACUAACAACAGCAACCGCCUCGCUGCAAAGCGCAGCUGCCCCGCAGCUUUUGACGACAGUGCUAGCACUGGAAACCCUUUAAAAGUGAAACCCUCCUAUCAGUCCUGUAAAGACUGCCUGCGUCUGCCACAAGGGCGGCGCUGUGACCGUCCAACAGGAGGUCGUUCCCACCGCCUUAAUCCCAACCGCCACUGCACUGUCCCUUCCAUAUGCAUAGAUCCGCCCGGGACAAAUUUUGCUUCCACCCCAAUUCUGCAGUCUCUGCCAGCCACUGCAGUUGUCCCACCUAACUUGGUCCAGCCCUGUACUCACCCCUACCGCUGUGCCACCUGCGCCCCAGGUGUCCCACUAGCCAACCACCAGAAACUGGUCUCACCCAUGAGCUGCGAGGAGACGCCUCCUGACCGCAGCUCAGUCGAGACGGAGGACAUGGACGAACCACAGGGGGACAACGUGGAAGUACAAAUAUCAAGGGAGGGUACAGUGGCCAUCAACACGACUACUGCUGAAGGUUUAAAAUUACAACCCGGUGGUGCAGCGGAGCUCCAGCAGCAGGCUCUGGCCCAGCUGCAAAUGCCAGGACUGGGGAUAGAGUUUGGUCUGGAACUGAUGCGACAGAGGGCGGAGCGGCUUGAAAAGGUGCCAGGCCUGGCCAUGGAGGGCCAGCUUCCAGUGGGGCCCCUGCCUUAAGGGACGACCAGGAGAAAGAGGAGGCUUACCCUUUCCUCCACCAGGUACGCUAUGAUGGCUCUGGGCCUGUAGAUGAUAGCUGCUGUGGUGUUGUACCAGAAACAAAGCUCUGCUCUGACCUGUACUGUCAUGUCCUGGCCUCAAGCUCCACUGUAACAAGCUGCAACAGCCCUCUGUAUAUUUACAGAGCGUCCUGACAUUGUCUGCUGGCAUGGAGAUCCAGAUGAGGCUGGUUGUUUUCACCAUAUGCUAAAGGCUUGAAUGCUUCUGGCUAAAUUGGGACUGAAGACUGUCUUGUAUCCGUCACUUGUCCCUCAGGCCUGAUCGAGGCCUGUCUGGUCUCCUCUGAACAUGCCUGCCCCACCACACAUACAGGAUCAUCAAACUUCCCGACAGCCCAGUGGAGAUGAGCGUUACGCUGCCAUUUUACCCUCAACAGACAGGUUUGGUGUAUUCCCAAAACAAGAGACAGUGGAGGUUUAUAAGAUCUAGUUGCUGUCCCGUUCUGACUCCUGACAGCGCUAUAGUUAACACUUUGAUGUUGAUGGGAAGAAAAAUACCUGGAGUAACAUGCUUCUGUUGGUGUACUGUAUGUUUUUCAAUCCAACUCAUCAACAGUAUCAAACGUAGCUCAAUGAAUGUUUGCCAUUGAGCCUGUUUGAUUGCAUUCAGUAUCUCCUCAUGUUACCGCUGAUAACUGAAUCCUCGUUUAACUUCACUUAUAUUUUCCCUGCUGCAGCUGCUUUUGCAUCACAAGAAGGCAUUUCAUGUGAAAGCAUAAUCAUUUUUAAAAAAGGAUGUGAGCAUACGUGAGCCUUUUUAUGCCUCUUUGAAAGGCGUCGUACCUCGGACCACUAGCAUCUCUGACUGUUUUGGUCAAAGACUGUUUUGUCUCUGCUCAGUGGCUGGUUCACCCUGACCCCCUCCAUUUAGGUUAAUGCAAUCAUGUCCUUAAAGUGCUCAGUUUAGGCACACAUGACUUUGCAGUAUUACAAAACACAUCCUCAACAUGCUUAGGCAGAAAAAAUAUUAAAGUCGUCUUUAAUUUCCCUGAGUUUUUGAAAUGCUGAAAAACUUUAUGGAUUAAAAUUUGUCAUUACUCAGUUUAAGUGACAACAAAUGGCUUCAGUAAAAUGAAUGGAAUUGAGCCCAACUCAUUUUCUUAGGCUUGGAAGAAUGACCGAAGAAACGCUUUUCUUUUGUUGGAAGACAUCACAACCUUCAGGCAUCAAGAAGCAUUCAUAAGCUUAAAUAUCACUCUUAGUCAGAUCAUUUCUGAUGUAACCAAAGCCAUAUCAUGUUACCAGGUCCAGUUUAUCGCCUUCAUGAUUAUAGUUAGCAGAGAAGCUCAGCGCAGUUUCCUUUGAGCAGUGUAACAUACUUUUCUUACCUUCUUACAUAGUAUGAGUCUGGGUAGUCAUUUAUCUAAGAGGCUCCAAUGGUUAACAAGGCUCACCCAGUUAACGUUUUGGUAAUAUGUUGAAAACCCUUAGACUACCUUUCCCUAGACCCACAGAUAUUUGCAAAGGCACAUCAGUCAUGUAUAGAUUUAGCACUUGAGCACAACUCUAGUAUCCAUUCACACAGUGCACAGAACUAUUUCAGAUCUAUAGCUACAUGUAACCAGAAUUCAUUUAAGAACACUAAAGCAGAAAUAGAGACAUCAGAAAUGAAAAAUCUGCAAUAUGCUUCAAAGAAGUAGCUACAUUCUUUGCUUGAAGUAUGGAGUCCAUCGCUGUAAGAAUAAUUGAUUUGAUCUAGUAAUCAUCAGACAGUUAUAGUCAACAGCAGGUGCUUUGUUAAAAAUUUACUGUUUUUGUAAAAUAAAAUUAAAUGCCAGUUGUUGUUAUUCUGAAUUUCGAAUUACAAAAUUAAAUACUUCCAUUUACAGUGUGAAAAUUAGAAAAAGUAUUAAUGAAUUAAUUGACAAGACUAGAUUUUCUUUAUGUUAAAUACAGAACAAGUAACCUACCAAGAAAACUGAACCUGCUUGAACUCUUCUGCCCCUACAGUCAGUUAAUUCGUCUUUAACUUUUUUUUUU
Messenger RNA from Xiphias gladius (swordfish), 4931 nucleotides. It is a transcript of the gene ssh1b, whose product is annotated as slingshot protein phosphatase 1b. The record is from RefSeq and is a predicted model, not a curated record. Gene Ontology annotation, biological process: protein dephosphorylation; actin cytoskeleton organization; negative regulation of actin filament polymerization. Gene Ontology annotation, molecular function: actin binding; protein tyrosine/serine/threonine phosphatase activity. The transcript is spliced from 15 exons. The coding region runs from base 256 to 2889 and encodes 877 amino acids. NCBI's taxonomy places the organism in Eukaryota, Metazoa, Chordata, Actinopteri, Istiophoriformes, Xiphiidae. Gene Ontology annotation, cellular component: cytoplasm.